AUGACGGUGGAGCGUAUUCUUCUCGCCUUCCUGGAACAGCAGAAGGAUCAAAGCCCCGACUAUAAGGAAGCGGUAAAGUCCCUGGUGCAAAAUGUCGAUAAAGAUGGCCACUUGGAGGCAGACGGAGGUUUGUCUUUCAAAGAAUGUUUAAUGACGGACAGCGGAUCACACCCAGGUGUGGAUGAGGAACUCUGCCGUAGGAUUGGUGCUCAGCUGGCUGAACUGGGAGACCUUUUUGAGAAGGAAGCACUGAUCAAGCAGGAGGUGGUGGAGGGUCUCGUUAAUCAGAUCCUGGACAAGUCUCUGACAGAAGCUCGGUUUCAGGAGGCAGUGCAAUCCUCACUGUGUAAGAUACCAGCUGGCAUCGAGCAGGAAAAGGCUUCGCUGGUGGUUGCCAUGAUGCUGACCAGCAAGAUUGGAAAGAGCAUUCCUUCACUGCUGCAAAGUUGCUUUACUACUGCUGUGAGCUUCAUUCAGGACAACUACAACGCCUACAUAGAAGGCAUGGCUGAAGAG
Molecule: messenger RNA, 516 nt
Organism: Staurois parvus
Lineage: Eukaryota; Metazoa; Chordata; Amphibia; Anura; Ranidae
Source: the annotation of a GenBank genome assembly